This is a messenger RNA of Oenanthe melanoleuca, 2020 nucleotides long. RefSeq names its product cobalamin binding intrinsic factor-like. The record is from RefSeq and is a predicted model, not a curated record. The transcript has 9 exons. Lineage: Eukaryota; Metazoa; Chordata; Aves; Passeriformes; Muscicapidae. Gene Ontology annotation, biological process: cobalamin transport. Gene Ontology annotation, molecular function: cobalamin binding. Bases 365 to 1966 code for a protein of 533 amino acids.
CCAUCCCAGUUAAACCCAGCACAGCAGCCAGCACAUCCUGUCCCUGCUCAUCUCGCAGCUGGACACCUCAGAAGGAUUCCAUGAUGGACAGGGCCAAAACUCCUACUACAAUUCCAAAAGUGAACAGGCUCUGCCUUCCCAUCCCCUCUGAGCUGGGUGACCUUAUGGCAGCAGGAUAAGAAACCAGUUAGACGGGAAUUUCUCUCCGUUAUCCUGAGCUGCCUGUGCCUGACGCAGGCAUUGUCCUUGAAUUCCUUUCCCAGCAGGGUCCAGUAUAACCUUCUGCACCAUUUUUCUUGGUACUGAAGUUAGAUUAUCAGGGCUGGAGUUUCCUGGAAAAGUCCAAGUGGGAUACAGCUGGAGAAUGCCCAGCCAACAAUGGAGUUCCUCAGGCUUCCAGGACCUUGAGUGGAGAUUGAGGUGGCUCCUUCUGGAACAUACUGGGAUGAAUCCCAUAGAACAUCCCAGCCUCGUGGAUACUGAAGUGGUCCAAGUGGUCCCCAGUGAUCCCAAAUGGAAAAUCAACACCCCUCCUCUCCCGCUGGAUACACAGAUAAGCUGGGGUGACUGUGAGAGGGCAGGUGACUGGACAAGGACACUGGGAACAGCUAAAAGCAGAGAGGAGGCCCAGAGAGCUGAAUUCCCACAGGACUGUGCCACCCUGAGUGGGUCAGCUGUCUCCAGGAGGAUGCUUGGCGUGGCUUUGGGCAUCGGGGUCCUGCUGGCCCUGGUGGGCUGCACGGCCACCGAGGGCUGUGUGGCCCCGCAGGAUAUGGUCUCCCAGCUGCUCCAGCGCUUGGAGGGAUCUGUAAAUCUCGAGGAGGCGGCAAAUCCCAGUGUCCUGCUGGCCAUGAACCUGGCUGGGGGGGACAGCAAUGGUCCCAUCCACAAGUGGCUGCUCCACGAGAUCAAGGAGGAGGCAGUGAAGAGAGCCCAGAAAGACAUGACCUCGGGACAGGUGGCUCUGCACGUCCUCGCCCUCCUCUCCUCCUGCCAGGACCCCCAGCAUGUCCAUGCCCUGGAGCAGACACUCGACCUGAUCCGUGUCCUGCAGCAGAAAACAGAUGAGGAGAUGGCCAAACUGGAGGCUGAGGGGGUUCCCAAAACUAGCCUGUACAGCGUGGGCCUGGACACCAUGGCCCUGUGCCUGGCUGAGGCGGGCGGCGCUCAAGGGCCAUCGGUGGCCCUGGCCAAGCAAGUGCUGAGCCCUGAGAGCCACCUCUCCGUGGACACCCGGGCCAUGGUGGCAUUGGCGCUGAGCUGCGUCUACAACUACGUGGAGCUCCAGGAUGUGCGGGAACUGCUCCGGGAGGCACUUUGGACAGUGAGCAACAGCUUCCUGGAUGAGCAGGAGAAGAGGAAUGGCAUGAUUGGGAAUAUCUACAGCAUGGGGCUGGCCCUGCAGGCACUGGAGGCCACAAGGAAGUUCUAUGCCCCUCGGAAGUGGGACUGUGCCCAGGCCUUCUCCGUGGUGUACGCCCACGACUACCAGCAGCCCAUGGCCAUGGCCCAGGUGCUGCCAGCCCUGGUAGGCAGGUCCUACCUGGAUGUGGCUGGCCUGGACUGUGCUGCCACCCAGGAUAUGUACCAAAGCCAACAGUUGCCCCUGUUCCCAAAGCUGGGGACACAUGGCGUUCCCAGAGCCUCCAUCCAGGUGUAUUACUCCAUCACCAACAAGCUACAGGGAAAACACUUCAACUACUCCACCAAAGUGACAGUCCCAAGAGGUUCCACUCUGCUCCGGGUGAUGGAGGUGGCAGCAGAGGAGGAACCCCAGACCUUUAGUUUCCAGACAGAGCAGACAUCCUGGGGUCCCUAUGUGACCUCCAUUCACGGGCUGGCUGGCAGUACGGAUGACAGGACCUACUGGCAGUUCCUCAGUGCUGGGAAUGCUCUGGAGGAAGGGGUCGGAACCUACAAACCACAAGAUGGGGAGCACAUCCAGGCCGUCUUCAGCACCUACUGAUGCCACCAAGACACCCUGGACCCCACCAGGGAGCAAUAAAGUGCCAUUCCAGCA